AUGGUCAAGUCUGUCGGCUCCUCAAACAAUCCAAUACUCGACUCAAAAUAUUUGGUAGGACCAAUGGAUUCUGUUUCGAUAGCGAUUCCAGUGGAAUACGAGGUCGAAGGAACAGGGAAGAGCGUGCAGGGUAUAUCUAUCGAGUCUGACCAGGAAAUAUAUAUUGUGGGGAUCAAUCGCGUAACCAGUGGGUCGUCUUACAUGGACGGAUUUCUGGGUAUUCCGGUAGCGUCGCUUGGAUUUUCUUACUAUCCCGUUACUAAAAGCGGAAAGGCAGAGAUCUUGAUCGUUGGAGUAUAUGAUCUCACCACUGUCAACAUUAUCAGCCCAAAAUCAUUCAAGUAUGGCCAUGUAACUCAAUAUUCAUUAACAGAAACCAUCAAUGCUUUCGAAACCCUACAACUACAAACUAUGUCAAACGACUUGACCGGAUCUCACAUAAGAUCGGAUAAGGUUGUGAGUGUGUACAGUGGUAACAGAUAUACUGACGUCGGAGGGGAAAGGAACCAUCUGGUACAACAUGUGGCCCCGGAACACCUUUGGGGAUGCACCCAUGCCAUAGUGCCGCCUCGCGGCGCAGAAUACGAAGCUAUUUUUGUAACAGGUACCGAUGACACUCACGUGACCUCUUCGUGUGGCCCCUGUUUUGAGUUAACUAGCACUAAUCCAUCCUCAUCGAAAGACAUGGGAAACGAACACUGUCUGUUUAGGUCAAACAACCCUGUCUCGGUGACAAUGAUUAUCAGAUUUGACGCCGGUAAUAUUGACCCUACCAUGAUCAGAAUACAGCCACUGCAACGAGUGCAACGGUUGGUGUUUUUUGUAACAAACACCACACAAUUUGCAUAUCUGAUACUGGUAUGCGAUGUUACACACAUCUCCUUGGAUAACACCCCAGUAGUUACGGCCUUUUUGCCUGGUCAGGGUGUGGCGUUCUACCACUCGCAAUCACUCGUGGAACCAGGUCGCCACGUCAUCAGCUGUGGUUCCGGAUGUUCAGUGUCGGCUUACAUCCACGGCAGCCAAGGCGCAGAAGCUCUCGGGUACCCAAUUAUUCCCAAUCAAGUCCCGGAUUGCGAUCUGACACCUAAAGGAACGGUAGCGACCGCAGCGUCAACGCAAUCGGUGCCAAUUGCAUCCACAGCAAUCGACCCCGCAACCAAUACUGGAAGCAUCGACGUUUCAACUCAGACGGACACAACCCAGUGGCUUGGAGGAACCACGACUCCCGACGUCCUGAACCGGACGUGCAGGUGUCGCGCGUGCUCCUUAGUAACGACCAACUACAGCCAGGAGGAGCUGGAGAGUCUGGUGGCGGAGCUGAGGCAGAAACUACUGGUAAAGCGGGAAGGCACAGCCAAGUACGUGCGGACACUUGUAUCUGCCCCCGACAACCGAACCUCCGCCACGGUGGUUGGGUACUUGGCGGGAACUAUCCUCGUAACUUUGGCGGUGGGUCUGUUGGUCAUAGACAGUCCAAAUCUCUUCCGUAUGCUGAAGACCAUAAAACGCAACCUCUCGUCACCAAGGGCAACAACAAACAAAUAA
Molecule: messenger RNA, 1548 nt
Organism: Mizuhopecten yessoensis (Yesso scallop)
Lineage: Eukaryota; Metazoa; Mollusca; Bivalvia; Pectinida; Pectinidae
Exons: 3
Coding region: 1-1548 (515 amino acids)
Source: RefSeq, a predicted model, not a curated record